Messenger RNA from Oikopleura dioica, 237 nucleotides. Lineage: Eukaryota; Metazoa; Chordata; Appendicularia; Copelata; Oikopleuridae. The record is from the annotation of a GenBank genome assembly.
AUGAUUUUGCAGCAAGUGGAGCCAAUAAAGGAAGAAAUCCGGGACACUAUCAGAUACAUGAAGGAUUAUCUUAGUCAGCGAGCACACGAGCUGAAACCCCUGCAUGAUCGCUACCCACGACUUCUUGCAUGUGCGAAAGCGAGGUCUGAGAGAAUAACCAAAAAGCUAGUGACAUUCUCCAAGUCGUUGGAGGACCUUCAAAGCUCCUAUGACCACCAAGAGGAACGGAUAUUAUGA